GCGCACAGGUGGUUGGGCUCACAGCGGAGGAGAUGCUCGGCUGGCGGAGCUGUUUGGGAGCCUGCCAGCAUCGAGCACCGCAUAAAUUAUCACAUUUUAAGUGAUUGUUGCUGGCAUUGGGUCUUGAAGUCUAGCAGCUGACUUACUUUGGGCGUGAAUGAGCAACAAAACCAGCUUCCCUUAGAUAGGGUUGCCAAUAAGCGGUGGGUAGCUCGCUAUGCUCGCAGUACUACUAUGGCUAUCCUUUAGCAUACUACCAAAAGGACAAAUAUGUAAUUGUGGCCAUUGCAAGUAAACGUCACAGGUUCGUUUCAGAAGUAGUUUGCUAAGUGUCUGCAUCAGUAUGACAGCAUGACUUUCAAACCCUGAACUGACAAAAGAACUAGCUUUGUUAGCCUGUGCUUAGCGGCUAACAUAGCUGCAGACGCUAGGGUCCAUGCACGGAGCCUGCAAGAUGUGCAUCCCAUGGAGGUGAAGUGUUUCCCGGCUUGGCUAAGAUGGGGGGUCGCCUAAGACAACCUCUUCUGCCCCUGUCAGCAGGAGGCGAACCAUGGGGACUGAGGAAGAGUGGAACAAACAAAGUGCUCAAAAACUCCUGGAUAAAAAGGUCCUCCAAAAGCAGAAUGGGCGGCUUGGCAUAGUGAAAAACUUGUUUAAAACCCAAAACACACUCCAAAUUCAGUCCAUCACCCGCUCUGAAUGUGCAGGCUCCUGUCCUGAUUUGAUGAUGAACAGGCACGACCAGAUAGAUGUGCGCCCCGUACCGGUGGCCCUCACCCCCCAGCUGCCCCCCAGACUGCACCGGCCCCUCUGCGUGUCUGUCUCCUCUGACAGCAGUGGGCGAUUCAAGGCAUUGGAGACCCAGGAAUGGAAGAACAAUCUCAAAGCCCAGAUGGAGCAGGCCCACAGUGCAGGGGCAGCCAGCAGCACUGGCUCUCUGGAGCGUGCCUCUCUGUUCUGCGCCUCAGCCUCCACCACCUACAGCUCGGGUCUGUCCAGUCCUGUUGAGUUCCUCAACAAAAACAAGUCCUCCAGCCGCUUCUCUCUCUUCUCUCCGCCCUGGAACAGCAGCUCUGAGUCUGAAUCCAACCCUCCAUCUCGCUCCGGUUCCAAAAAACUGCGAAACUACAGUCGAAGAGCCGCAACAGGUCCCGCUGGAGCCAGGGGACCGGAUGUCCCUGACCCUAAACCCAGUGAACAGUUCCAGUACUCCGAACCAGUCAUCUCUAAAGUAACUGACUACAUCUUUGUCGGGAAUCUAAACGCUGCUUACAAUGGCCGUACUUUGUGUCGUAACAACAUUGACAGUAUAAUAGACAUGAGUAACGUGCCAGGUGAAUCUGGCCCAAAUCUCAAUCUCAUCCCUUGUACAUGCUCUAGAGGGGCGCGUCACAGCUGGUCCAGGCUUAAGGUGGAUAUCAGUGACGUACCGGAUGCUCUGGGAGACGGUCCCGCCUUAAAACAGCGGUGCUUUGAGGAUAUCAAUGAAUGCAUUGACGCCUCCACAGAAAAGAAGAAGAGGGUCCUUGUUCACUGUCGGGAUGGGUUUUCUCUUGCCCCCACUUGCAUAAUUCAGUACCUAAUGGUGAAGCAAAACAUGAGGCUUAUUGCUGCCUAUGAAUUGCUAAGAGCCAAGUAUCCGGUGAACAUCAGGGAGUGCCAUCAGAAUGUAUUGGUGAGCCUUGAAAAAGCAUUGCGACCAGGAGGCAAUGUGGAUCCUGAAUGCUUCAAACAGGCCAUCUCUCGCAAAGUGGCAUGGACAUGACUGUAAAAUAAACAUGGACAAUAACACACAUGAUCCAGCUGCAUAUAUUUGUCCCACAUCAGUUUGGUGGUCGUAAAACUUGAUGUUUUUUUCCUCGUACCUAUAAAUGUGAACGGGAAAAUAGACUUGCAUACAGCCAUGUGGUGUACAGAUGUGAAAAGUGCUGGCUGUAGAAUUCAUAUAGUCCUGCUUCAGAUCUGUGCCAUACUGAUAACAAUAUACAUUACUGCAGUUUGUAAGAGAUAACUGAUGUCAUUCAGAUACGGCUGGAGAAUCUAUUCACAUAAUUAGGUUUGUUUAACAGUCCCUAAAAUAGAAGAUUUGGUGUUGAUGCAGCCAACAUUUUUCAGUAACAGAAUGGAAAUUGAAAGUUCUCCUACAAAUCAAUUGUUUUCUCAGAUUUAUCACUUUCUUUGUCUGGCAGUGUUGUGGAUACAUAAAUCUACUUUCAUUUUAAACCUACUUUGUGAUGCACCAAAUGCACCAGUCAUGUAUGCAUGCUUCUAUUUUAUCACAAGGAAAUUUUAAUAUACUUGGUUGAAACAUUGUUUUAGGUUCAAUGCAUAAUCUUACUUGAAAUUUUAUAUUUUUGUGUGGUUACUACCUGGUGAAAUAUGUGCAAGUACAUUAUUAUUUUGUAUUUAACAAUUUUAUCCCUUGGCUGAAAUUUAAAAUGGCUGGCGUAUCUGCUCUGCUGUUAAGUGGAGCCCAGUUAACUAUCAGUACUGACUGGACAUGUAUGAUCUGCUUAUAUUUUGAUGAACUAUUGCACAUGGACACAUUUUUAAAUCUAUUUUUUGUCUGUUUUUUGUUUUGUUUUUUUUCUUAAGAGAAGGUGUAAUGACCAGAUCGUGUCCUCCAUGAGGAAGUUUGUAGCCCGCUUUUUAGUUUAAUUUCUUUAGUUUGGUGGGGCUCAUGUGAUUUUGGUGUAUGUAUGCAGUGAAGUUGGUUGUGCAUCUUUGGACUGUAAGUAUUGUCAGGUGUCUAUGCCACUGAACGGCAAUUCAGGGUCAACGCUGCAAGAGAUGACUUUGCACUAACAGUACAAUUAUCCACAAUGGAAGGUAUUUCCUCAACUUUUUCCCUGUAUCCUGGUCAACCUUUCCUGAUAAAAUGAAGCAGCACUUCAGUUCAUCUUUCUAUAGUAAGAUGUAUGACUGACAGUGGCUGGACUUGACGUUCAAGUUUUACUAAAUGGUUUUAAGGCAUUGUAUUUUAUAUGAUUUAAUUAAAGUAAUAAGCUGUUAUUUUACAGCUAAACUAUUGAUGAAUAUAUAAGAUAUACUUAAAAUGACUGAAAACGGUUAAUUAGAUGACUGGGACAACAGAAUCAUGUAGUAAUUCACAAGAUUAGGAAUUUAAUAAAUAGCAAAUCUAUACUGAUAAAACAGUUUACAUCAAACAUCUGCGCAUUAACAGUAAUUAUUGAAUUUUGGUAUCGUUUACGUGAUAUACAAAAGAUCUUUGGGGAACAGUGAAAUGGCAUCCUAAUAAUGUGUAUUUUCUUAUGGGCAGCCUUAAUAAAAAUCUAUAUUUUGUAAGACAUUGUAUCAAUCUGAAAUAUUCCCUGGGAGCACAGUAAAUCUUGAUGUAAGAGUUGAUGCUAAAAGUAUGGUGCCUUGUUUGGAGUCGUUUUGUGACCGUAUGGUGACAAUUGCACACUUUGUAUAUGGAAACUCAGAUUUUAAUGGUAUAUUGUAAAAUGUUCAUUAUUUUCUGGAUGUUUAUUUUUUGGAGCAAAAAAUUAUUGAACCAUGAAAAUAGUGCUAAGUGGUCCUGGCUGUAAUAUAGUUCUAGCAGUGCGUGUAUAGUUAUGGUUGGUGACGAUAUUCAAGAUGUGUUCAAAACUUGUACAAGGCACUGCAGUAGUAGUUGUAGUAUUAUAUGUUUGAUUUUCCAUUGUAAAUGUUUUUGUAAAGAAUACCUCCACCUACCACCAUCGGACUAAAUGGUUUUCUAACUUGUUCUCAGGUGAUUUCUCAGUGGUCCCGAAUGUUCUCAGUGAAUAUGAUGUUGAGGUCUGUGAAGCAAUGUAUUUAUCAUAUUUCUUAAAUCGGAUAUAUUUGUACUGUUCACCAAUAAAAGAGGAAAUUAAUGGGCUU
This is a messenger RNA of Periophthalmus magnuspinnatus, 3867 nucleotides long. RefSeq lists its product as uncharacterized. The record is from RefSeq and is a predicted model, not a curated record. Gene Ontology annotation, cellular component: cytoplasm. Gene Ontology annotation, molecular function: protein tyrosine/threonine phosphatase activity; MAP kinase tyrosine/serine/threonine phosphatase activity. The coding region runs from base 551 to 1765 and encodes 404 amino acids. The transcript has 4 exons. Gene Ontology annotation, biological process: negative regulation of MAPK cascade; protein dephosphorylation. NCBI's taxonomy places the organism in Eukaryota, Metazoa, Chordata, Actinopteri, Gobiiformes, Gobiidae.